AUGCAGACAGCGAUGCAUAACGAAGAAGAAGAAGUAGAGUACAAUGAGAUUUUAGAUGUAAACGAGUUAGUCGUAAGCGAAGAAAUUUAUGUAGAUGAGGAAAGCGAGUACGAGUACCCAGAUGACGAAGCAUACUUCAAUAAGAUGGUGAACGAAGUAAAAGAGAUUGUGUACUUCGAAACAGGCACCAAGAAAUGGAGAAAAAGGAAGCUAGAUGCAGACGAAUAUUGGAUGACAUCCAGGAAAUGGAAGAGAUCCUACAAGUAUUUCCAUUUAGGAAAUCAGGAGAGACAUCAACAGGUGUCGCAGUGGAAGUUCGAUGUGCUCUCUGUAAAGCAGAAGGUAUACACUUCUCCGAUUCCUGUCCUAUAG
Molecule: messenger RNA, 372 nt
Organism: Strongylus vulgaris
Lineage: Eukaryota; Metazoa; Nematoda; Chromadorea; Rhabditida; Strongylidae
Source: the annotation of a GenBank genome assembly